UGCGCCUCUGCUCCGGCUGGACCGCCGCGGAGGAGGCUCCUAGCGUCCGGCGCUGGGGGGCUGGCUCGCGAGGCAGCGGUGGCUGCUGCGGAUGGGAUCGGGCCGGUUCGGCGCGCCCAUGGAGCGCCACGGCAGGGCCGCCGCCUCCGCGUCCGCGCCCGCCUCGUCGGCCCAGGAGCCGGCGCCCGGCGGCCCCGAAGGGCGGCGGCGGGAGUCGCUGCAGCGCCCGGCGAGCAGCGCGUCGGCGCCUGCGGUCGGGGGCUCGGCCCCCGCGGCGGCCGAGGGCGGGAGGCGGGACGCGCCCGGGGCCGGCGGCGGCGGCGGCGCCACCUCGCUCACCCGCCAGCGCGUCGAAGGCCUCCGGAAGAAGCGGCCGCAUUUCGGGCUCACUGGAAAGGGUUAAACUGCCCCCAAGACCCCCGGGUUGCUGCGGCGUUUUCAAACCGGCUUCCAGGCUUGUGUGCAUCCGAGCGUUUAGUGGCCGUUCUCGCCGCCAGAUUCGGGCCUCGCGCACCCGGGCUCUUACUGACUUGCUUCGCCGUGCUGACCCGCCCGGGACGGUCGGCGUGCCGGGUUGGCAGGUUUUUCCGUGGUUUGGCUUGGAUAUUGGCGGGACCCUGGUCAAGCUGGUUUAUUUUGAACCGAAGGACAUCACAACUGAAGAAGAGGAGGAAGAAGUGGAAAGUCUUAAAAGCAUUCGGAAGUACUUGACCUCCCACGUGGCCUAUGGGUCCACGGGCAUCCGGGACGUGCACCUGGAGCUGAAGGACCUGACUCUGUGUGGACGCAAAGGCAAUCUGCACUUUAUACGCUUUCCCACUCAUGACAUGCCUGCUUUUAUUCAGAUGGGCAGAGAUAAAAACUUCUCGAGUCUCCACACUGUCUUUUGUGCCACUGGAGGUGGAGCGUACAAAUUUGAGCAGGAUUUCCUCACAAUAGGUGAUCUUCAGCUUCGUAAACUUGAUGAAUUAGAUUGCUUAAUAAAAGGAAUUUUGUACAUUGACUCAGUUGGAUUCAAUGGACGGUCACAGUGCUACUACUUUGAAAACCCUGCUGAUUCUGAGAAGUGUCAGAAGUUACCGUUUGAUUUGAAAAACCCGUAUCCUCUGCUUCUGGUGAACAUCGGCUCUGGGGUUAGCAUCUUGGCAGUCUAUUCCAAAGACAAUUACAAGCGCGUCACGGGUACCAGUCUUGGAGGAGGGACGUUUUUUGGUCUCUGCUGUCUUCUUACUGGCUGUACCACUUUUGAAGAGGCUCUUGAAAUGGCGGCUCGUGGAGAUAGCACCAAAGUGGAUAAGCUAGUGCGAGACAUUUAUGGAGGGGACUACGAAAGGUUCGGACUCCCGGGCUGGGCUGUGGCUUCAAGCUUUGGAAACAUGAUGAGCAAAGAGAAGCGGGAGGCGGUCAGCAAAGAGGACCUGGCCAGAGCUACUCUGAUCACCAUCACCAACAACAUUGGCUCCAUAGCCAGAAUGUGUGCCCUUAACGAAAACAUUAACCAGGUGGUAUUUGUUGGAAAUUUCUUGAGAAUCAAUACGAUCGCCAUGCGACUUUUGGCAUACGCUUUGGAUUACUGGUCCAAGGGCCAGUUGAAAGCACUUUUUUCGGAACAUGAGGGUUAUUUUGGAGCUGUUGGAGCACUUCUUGAACUGCUGAAGAUGCCCUGAGCAUUACUGGGCAGGCCUCCUGGAACCUUCCACACUGGGAUCUGUGGACUUCUUCUUUUUUUUUUUUUAAUUUUUUUUAAGAGACUUUUCACUUUUUUGAUUGUGAGCUACCCGAAUCAAAGCAAGAAAGGACAAGUGUAUUUUUCUAAGUCAUCAAGAUAAAUUCUUUUAAAAAAAAUUCAGUCUAAAGUAGUAAUCCAGCAAGGGAAGAUAAGGAAAAAGAACAAAACAAAAACCCCAGUGGCCCCGCCAUGGCAGUGGGGAUUUGCCCUGUGUGGGUCGCCCCUGAGUGUGGCCUUCUUAAAGCUGCUGCUUCCUGAAAUUCGGCAUCCCUCACCCUUCAGGGGAGCUGUUCUGUGUUGGCUGAUGGUUUUGUGUCGCGUUUGAACUUGCUCUGUGUAAAGCAAGCCGCUCUGUGUUCUAAUCUAACUCGCGAUGUUGUCAGUGUGGCCUUGGAGAGCCUCUGUGCACUCACGCUGCUGUGUGUAGUCUUGCUAUACCAUGGAAACUGGUUUUAUUUCAAGGUUCUGCAGACGUCACCAGGCAGGCUAAGUUUCUGCCAUUGAACUCCGGCGAGGAACUGGCAGGCGGGUGGUCAACUCUGGAUGCCUUUGCCCAGUAAAUGUGGGGAGGGAGAGGUCUGAGAAAUGCAGCUGCCUCCAGGGGGCAGGAUCUGAGGGAAGUGAGUCCAGUUUGUUCGUCAAGAAAACCAGCAGAGGGGCUGGUUGAUGGCACAGUGGGUAGGGCAUUUACCUUACACGUGGCCGACCCGGGUUCAAUUCCCAGCAUCCCAUAUGGUCCCCAAGCACUGCCAGGAGUAAUUCCUGUGCAUCGCCGGUGUGACCCAAAAGGCAAAAAAAAAAAAAAAAAAAGCCAGCCGACUAAGCCAGACGGCACAUGGCCUGGAGUCCAUAUCUUUACAGGAAAGAUCUGGAUAUUAAUUCAGAUCCGGAUGGCGGGGAUGGAAGACUUGGAUCGCCCGCUGACUAGGCCUUGGGAGCUAAGGGUUCCUUCUCGAUCUGGUUUCCGGCCACCUGCUGGGCUGGCUCUGGGCGAGUUGCCAUCAGGCUCAGAAGGUGGCUUGAGAGAGGUUUUGAUAGUGAUUGACAGUUAAGACUAAAAAUAUUGUGGGGGCCCCUCAAGGCUGUGACCUGGCCUGGUGGUGCUGGGAGGGGGCAUCGGGGUCACACCCUGAAGUGCUGGAGAGGGGCGCCGUGCAGUGGGACCCAGACCUACGCUCCGCUGCCUGAGCGCCGUCCCAGGCUCUGGCUUGGAACAUUCUGUUUCUGCUAUGCAGAUAAUUUAGAAAGCCCUGAGGAUGGAGCAAACUUUGUAUCUAUUUUGUAUGUUUGGUUUCUGCACCUGUUGAAGGCAAUAAAGGGCCUGCAUAACUCAGCGUUUGAACGGAAAGGAACCCCGGUGGGCCCGCGGUGGAGUGGAGCUGGGCGACCAGGCAGGAAGGUGGGCUGCACCAGGAGUCCCCCAUCCUGUGCUCGGUGCAGUCCAGCGUCUGCCCCCGGGGGGCAGCAGAGAGCCAUGCCCACUGUGGGGCGAAGCGAAGGAACAACCGCACAACCCGCUGCAGCCCUGGGUUGUGGGUGUUCCCGACCUACCCCGACUGCAGAGCUGGAGGGGGCUGGGGGCACGGGGAUGGUGACUCACUGCCACAUACCCUGACGCUGCUUCCGUCGGACGCAGAGUGGCCCCACUUUCAGCCUCACGUCCACGAAAGAUUGUGCCAACACUCCCUGGUGCCAUAGUCGUGCUUCUCAGGCCUCCCUCGUGCCAUCUCUGGGCAGAGGCCUCGGGGAAUGCAGAGCAGGGGCGCCAGCUGCUUCCUGUGGCGACCCAGCCGGAUGCCGGCUGUGCACAUGGAGCUGUGCCUGCCGUGCUCUCCUGGGUCAUGCCGGCUUCUGGCCACUGAAAAGGCGGGGCUUUCCCCAUCAGCUGCCUCCAGGUCUUCGUGCCCACCCGUUUCUGGUGGGUCGCGUCCAGUCAUCUUACUCGGUGCCGUGGCCAUGGCAUGUGGCUUGCAGUAUGGCCGAGCCCUCACUUCCAGCCUUCACUCCCAGUACUGCAGAGCUCUGCCUCUGCCUCUGCCUCUGCCUCCCCAGCCCUGGGCUCUGCCGCCGAUUCCUCUCCAGCGACUGUCAGACCUCGCCAGCUCCCAGGCUCUGCCCGAAUUCCCCCUCCGCUGCUCUCGCUUGGGAUUGAUUUCCAGUGCAGCACGCCGGGCCCAGCUCUUGCCUCAGCUCCAGCCCCAAGGCAGCAUCUGCCUUCCCUUCUCCACCUGUGCGGGGAGCGUGUGGUCCAAACUGUCCGCUUCCUGGCCUGAGGAUCUCCUGCCACUUUGAAGCUUCCCGCCACUCACCCAGCUUGGGCACUGCUUUGCUGACUCUGCAGUCACCGCUAAGCCCUGUCCGUGUCAGGCAGUGGGGCGGGGGGUGGUGACCUCCCUAACAUGGUCAGUGGCGAGGUGAGGCGUGGUAGGCGGGCGUGGUCCUGUGAAGUCUGGGCUUGUUGGGGAGGUGGCAUUUUGGAUGCUCUAUGUGCCCUGUGGCAGGUAUGCGGGUUCUAGGUGAAAGGUCACAGGUGGUGUGCAUGUAGCUGAGUGAGGGUGGUGCAGCCAGCGCCAGGGCAGAGGGGGAGGUGGGCAGGCAAGGAAUCAUCGGCUGGGAAACCGUUGAGAGGGACAAAAGGGAGUGGCGAGGGCUUUGCAGGUCCUCGUGUCAGAGUUGGUUUAAGUGGCCCAGGCGGCUGCGUGAGCACGGGUGUGUGUGGGGGAGAAGCCGCUUCCCCAAGCCCACGGGCUGCAAAGGGGCGUGGCGGGGGUGGUGAGGAAAGUGGCUGUGGGCCGACUGGGGACCAUGGUGCUUUCUCACGGCUGGAAAGCUGGUGUUUCCAGGCCUGGGAAUGGUCAGAGGGUUAGGGCUCCUGUCCCCUCGUCCCCUCUGAACACCAGGCCAGGAUGGUGGUGGACACCCUGCUCGCCAUUUGCACUCUUACCACAGCAGGGACAGCUUGCCGCGCCUCCAUCAACCCCCUCAGACCAGCCCUGCCUGACCAAGGCCACACCUUGAUGGCCAACAUCUGCAGGGGUCGGGGGCCCACCGGCCCCUAAACUGGAGGGUCCAUGUGCCACACGAAGUUUUCAAAAUCUGCCUUUUAUUUACAGUUGUUUAAGUCAAUUACAUGCAUGUUUUGUUCUUAAAACGAGUAAUUAGCCAAAAAUGCAUUACAAUUUUAAAAUAGCAAUUAAAUAUACAAAAAUAUAGCUUACAAAACUGCGAAUGUUUAAAAAUAUUCUGCUGCAGAAUUCUUAGUGUACAAACACGUCUAUGAAACCCGAGGCAGGCUCAGCGUCUCAUAAACCUUUUGAGGGAAAUUACACAAUAGUACUCGUGACUAGGCCGCAGUGGGCUAAAAACACCAAGAUUAAACUACCCUUCCUGGCAAUGAUGUCCUGAUACGGGGGGACCCGCAGCCCUCGGCGCCCGUGUCGGGCCUGUGGCCGCGGAGGUGAGCACUGGCGUCGGUCGAAACUGAAAUGUACUGCAAUGUACUGCACAAGCACCCCCUCCCGCUUUGUUCAGUGCCCGAAUGGAAGCACACACGGGUGCACUCAGUCAUCUGUUCUAUAGGAGAACCAGUUUUCCAGUGACCAGCCCCUCUGAACUCCCUUACAGCUCACGUGAAAGACCAACUCAGGGUCAGCAACUCAUCAUCUGAUGGGAGGCUGAAGAUUCACACAGUUUCUUUUCCAGUCUUGGGUCAUAGAGUCAAGUUGCAUUAUUUUGUUUAGGCUUUUUGGGUCACAUCCGGUAAUGCUCAGGGCUUACUCCUAAAUUACUUAAGGAAUUACUCCUGGUUGUGCAUGGAGGGACCAUACGGGAUGCCGGGAAUUGAACCCGGGCUGGCUGCCUGCAAGGCAAACACACUCUCCACUAGCCUAUCACUGGCCCACCUCUCGUUGCAUUUUUAUCCGGGAGAGUUCUUGGGCUGCUCUGGGCGCUGGAUGUUAGGGAGGUGGGUGAGGAUAAGGUAAAAGUCUACAUCCUCCUCCCAGGCUGUCUGGUGGAUGCAGAUUAAAUUUGACUCUUCUGCAGGGGUGGGAAAAAAAAAAACACCUGAAAAGGUUGGGGUAAUGGCUAAGAAUGUCCAGUGAGGAGAGACUUCUGUGGGAAGCAUGUGCUCAGCAUGAAGAGAUUCAGGAACUUGGGCGUUCAGGUGUAGUUACGGUUAGUUCUGAGAUGGCACCUGAGGUCUCUUCCCACUCCUUGCACAUGCACGCACAGGCACGAGCACAAAAACACCUGGAAACCAUGCGCCCGCCUCAAGCACCUGGGAGGCCACGACAGCUGGAGAUGGCACCGCUGUGCUUGGGUCAAGAGAGCGGGAGGGACUGACCAGACUCCAGCCAAAGUCUGCCCUUAAAUGACCCCAGUCGGGGAGGGGCUGCAGCUGCUAACUUGUAUUAGAAGAAGCCAAAACAACUCAAGAAUUCCAGUAUGCUGCAAUCACCAAAAUGUAUUCAGAAGGAAUGUGAAGCCGGGGCGGGAGAUGGCACAGCGGGUAGGGUCCUCGCACGCGGCCAGCCGCCAGCACCCCACCUGGUUCCCCAAGCCUGCCAGGAGUGAGCUCUGAGCUCAGUGCCAGUGCCAGGAGAAAAUCCUGAGCACAGCCGACGUGCACCCCCCCCCCC
This is a messenger RNA of Sorex araneus (European shrew), 6369 nucleotides long. RefSeq names its product pantothenate kinase 2 (gene PANK2). The record is from RefSeq and is a predicted model, not a curated record. Bases 828 to 1667 code for a protein of 279 amino acids. Gene Ontology annotation, biological process: coenzyme A biosynthetic process. Lineage: Eukaryota; Metazoa; Chordata; Mammalia; Eulipotyphla; Soricidae. Gene Ontology annotation, cellular component: nucleus; cytosol. The transcript has 8 exons. Gene Ontology annotation, molecular function: pantothenate kinase activity; ATP binding.